Molecule: messenger RNA, 4557 nt
Organism: Cheilinus undulatus (humphead wrasse)
Lineage: Eukaryota; Metazoa; Chordata; Actinopteri; Labriformes; Labridae
Product: SH3 and PX domain-containing protein 2A-like
Exons: 14
Coding region: 231-3536 (1101 amino acids)
Biological process (GO): superoxide anion generation
Molecular function (GO): phosphatidylinositol binding; protein binding; superoxide-generating NADPH oxidase activator activity
Source: RefSeq, a predicted model, not a curated record
CUUGCAUUGUAAUGUUUCACAAAGAGUUCAGAAGCUCCAGACCGCCUGACACCAUCAUUUCAUGGAUGCUCUCAAAGGCUAAGCGCAGUGAAACUUUAUCCUCUUCUCCACCAACUUUCCAAGUUUUCUCGAGGCGAUUCAUGCAUGUUUUAGAGUGAUUUCAUGGGUGGGGAUCUUAUUUUGUAGUUUUUAGAGUAUUUCUUGGUGCAAAUCCUGCCUGGUCUUUGAAGAUGCAGCUCCGCACGGUGCUUGACGUUAAUGUUGUGGAUGUGCAGAAGAGAAGGAAUCCCUCUAAACACUAUGUGUACCUCAUCAAUGUCACCUAUUCAGACUCCACUUCACAUGUCAUCUACAGGAGGUACAGCAAAUUCUUUGACCUACAGAUGCGAAUCCUGGACAAAUUUCCAAUUGAAGGCGGACAAAAGGACCCCAAAAAGAGGAUUAUUCCUUUUUUACCGGGUAAAGUUUUGUUUCGCCGAAGUCACAUAAGAGAUGUAGCUGUCAGGAGGCUGAAGCACCUGGAUAAUUACUGCAAAGCUCUGUUGAAGCUACCCUCCCACAUUUCCCAAAGCGAGGAGGUCCUGCAGUUCUUUGAGACCAAAUUAGAGGACCUGAACCCUCCCACAGAAGACUGUGGCGGCUCCGGCAAACGUAAAUCAGGUCUGGAUGCUUCGGAUCCCAUGCUCCUGGAACAGUACGUGGUGGUGGCCAAUUAUGAGAAACAAGAGCCUGCAGAAAUCAGCCUCCAAGCGGGCGAGGUGGUCGACGUCAUUGAGAAGAGCGAGAGUGGUUGGUGGUUCGUCAGCACGGCGGAGGAGCAGGGUUGGGUCCCUGCCACCUAUCUCAACUCCCACAGUGGCACACGGGAUGACUUAGAGCUGGGCGCCUCUAAAGCCGGAGAAGUUACUAAGCGACAUAAGGCUCAUCUGAAGAGGCUGGACCGGAGAUGGACGUUGGGGGGCGUCAUCAGCAGGCAGCAGAGCCGAGAGGAGAAGUAUGUAACAGUGCAGUCAUACAUCAGCCAGGGUAAGGAUGAAAUUGCCUUUGAGAAAGGAGUGAUUGUGGAAGUUAUUCAGAAGAAUUUGGAGGGCUGGUGGUUUGUCAGGUACCAGGAUAAAGAGGGCUGGGCUCCAGCCUCUUACCUGAAGAAGGUGAAGGAGGAAUUCUCUCCUCGUAAGAAGCAGAACGCAGCAGGCCCAGUUGAGAUCAUUGGAAACAUCAUGGAGAUCAGCAACCUGCUUAACAAGAAAGCCAUGAGUGAGAAAGAUGUGCAGACUGAAGGUGUCCCAGAGAGCCCCCAGGUGGCCAAGAAAGAAAUCAGCUUGCCAAUCCCUUGUGCUGAGUCCAGCCCUGUCAGUAGUCCACAAGAAGGAAAAAGUAAAGCAGAGCCUGCAUCACCAGCUAUAGCCCGCAUUGCACCUCAUCGGGUGGAAAUUGGUUCCCCAGUUCUCAGGCAAAAACCUCCUCCACGAAGGGAUGCAACCCUGGGAUUCCAGUUGCCCUCUCCACCAGAACCCCCUACAGUAGAAGCAGAGUAUUACACCAUUGCGGAUUUCCAGUCCUGUAUAUCUGAUGGUAUCACUUUCAAUGGAGGACAGAAAGCAGAGGUAAUUGAGAAGAACUCUGGUGGUUGGUGGUAUGUCCAGAUAGGAGAAAAGGAGGGCUGGGCUCCCUGCUCUUACAUCGACAAACGUAAAAAGCCCAACUUGAAUCGCAGAACAAGCACUCUGUGUCGCCCAAAAGUUCCACCCCCUGCUCCACCUGUCAAAAAACAAGACUCAGUGGAAACUGCACCUCCCAGCAGCCCCGGAUCUGAAGCUCCAGAGUCCCCGGUGUCUCCAGGUAGGCCAGUGUAUGAAGAGCCAGAAUAUGAUGUCCCUGCAAUUGGUGAUCUGGAUCUGGAGUCUGAGUUCGAGUUCUUGAGGGGGGAAAGUUCAUUGGUGGAUGCAAAGCAUGAUGACACUUCCUCUGAAAAGGGAUCCCACCUUUCUUCCAAACCUUCUCCGGCGUCAUCACUCCACAGUGCCUCCUUCAAGAUGGGCGAGUCAUUUGAGGAUGGCCAUGAGGCAGAGGGGGUGAUGGAGGGAGAGGAAGAGUGCAUUUAUGAGAAUGAUGGCUUUAGGCCCUUCAGGGAGACACCAGAAAGGCAAAGCAGCAGGGACUCAAACUCCUCCAAGAUAAGUGUCUUGUCUGAAACCAGCAAGACCGCAAGUCCAACAUCAAGUGGAUGGAAACCUGCAGGUAACAAGUUCAAGAUUGACUUCAAUGGGAGCCCAUUUACAACCAAAGCUGAGGAGGCAUCCAGUCCUAAAUCUGCAUCCACUGAGUCCACCCUAGAUGUGUCCAGAACAUCGAAAGACCAAGAAGAAAGCAGGGCAUCCUCUUCUACUAAGUCUUCAUCUAAACCAAAGCCAGUGGUGAGGCCUAAACCACAACUAGCAAAGGCAUCCAGCGCAGAGAAGAUGGACAUCAGCACCUUGAGAAGACAGCUAAGACCAACAGGCCAGUUGAAGAAUGGCUCUAAGAGUAAAGGUGAGGACUCAGAGACAGCUUCUGUCAUUUCCUCAGAAGACUCCUUUUCCUCUCAGAGUACUUCCGAUCUCUCCUCCAUCUAUUCAAAAGGCAGCCGAGGAGACUCAGACCUGGAGGGCUGCUGCCUGUAUCGUACUACAGAUCCCUAUGAGAAAGUCCAAGAGACUGAGAUCAGCUUCCCAGCUGGAGUUGAGGUAGAAGUAGUGGAAAAACAAGAGAGUGGCUGGUGGUAUAUCCGCUGGGGAGAUGCAGAGGGAUGGGCUCCAACUUACUACCUGGAACCCAUCAGGCAACAGGAUGACAUGGCAGGAACAGAGUCUGAUGGCACCCCUACUAAACCUGGAAGCCUUAGCAAGUCCAACAGCCUUGAGAAGAAUGAACAAAGAGUGCAGGUGUUGAACAACAUCAAUCAAAAUCUAAAGAAGGUUACCCCUCCCAUCCCGUCUAAGCCUCCUGGUGGUCUCUCUAAACCCACCAGCUUGUUUGGUUCACGGAAACAAAAUAGCACCAAACAGCAACAGGUUGUCAGACCUCAAUCCGUCCUCAUAUCAGCCCCCAUCAGGGAUGGUCCAAGCCCUGUUGGAUCUCUCAGGAGAAACGAAUCCCUCAACUCCACAGACCACCCUCGUACCAGCCCCACUGUGAGGCGCAAUGCCUCUUUUGGCACCGCACCACGCAGCCAGGCACCAAACAAUAUAGCACUUCCAAACAGGAACAGAUUUGGUACUGGUAGCUCUGAAUCUCUUGGCCUCAGCUCCCAGAAGAACGCAAUCCCUGUAUCCACAGUUAAACCAAAGCCCCACAUCAUCCACAACAACCUCAGAGAGGUGUAUGUUUCCAUAGCAGAUUACCACGGCGAUGAAGAGACCAUGGGAUUUCCAGAGGGAACGAGUCUGGAGGUCCUGGAGAGAAACCCCAAUGGAUGGUGGUACUGUAAGAUUCUGGACAAUGGCAGACCAAGAAAAGGAUGGGUUCCUUCAAAUUACCUCGAGAGAAAGCACUAGCCCUCAUGUGUUGAGCUGGCAGAACUCUGGCCAUGCGUGUAUAGACUACUCAAACAGAUGCUUUUAUUUUGUGAAAACAAGCUAAUCCUGAGACGUUAAGAGAGGAUGGAAAUCCUGGUACCUUUUCCAAAAUGAGCAGCCAGAUCCAAUUAUGCCUUUAAAAUGAAAUGGGACAUAUGGUAAAUUGAGUCUAUAUAAUACAGUGCUUGAGAAGUUACAUUAGGGGCAAUAUAUGGGGACUUAGUGAAACAGCCUAAAAGAACACCAGAGGGCGGAAGAAUGAUUUCGAUAUUCUUCAGUGUUUACCUUUAACUUGAACUAAGAUGUCAUUUUAUGUCCAUGCCUUGAACCUUUCUAUGUAGGUUUAUAAUGUAACUUUUUGUACCUUUUUAAACAUUUAAAGCUUACUGCAUGUUUGAAAUGAUUCAUUGUAUUGACGAUGCCUUGAGCUGUUGAAAUUAAGCCUUUUCCUCCUCCCUUUUGUAAAGAAAUCUGUUAUUGCCAAAGCUGCUUUGUGUUAGUCUCAUCUUGGUGCUGCCCAUUUGCAUGAUUUUUUUUAACUCUUCAUACUGUAUGUCACCUUUGUGUAAAAUAUUUAAUCAUUUUAAUUCUGUUAUACUGUCCUUACAAAACAAUUUGUGAGCAUCUCUGAUUAUGGUUAUGUAAAAACAAUUCCUAUGAUCUCUGAAACCCACAGCCUUGAAAGUUCUUGUUUUCAUUUUAGUGCCUCAUUUUCCAUUUUAAAAUUUCCUUGACGCCAGUGAAAAUUGUAUUUAUUCAUUACUUUAAAAACACUUUUAAUUACUUAUCUCACUUAAAGCGACACAUUUACCUAUAAAACAGAAAGCUUAAACAUUUCUAAGAACUGCUCUAUUAAUUAUGAUAACACUUUGAAUUUCUGCUGGGCAGUAAAUUUGAUUGAACUUUACAGCAACAGUAUUACUGGGAUGCUCACGUUUGUUUUUUGUUUACUGUGUGAUCAGUGAUGGUAACUGAAGUGCCAAAAGAAUGACUUAAAUAA